Molecule: messenger RNA, 807 nt
Organism: Ostertagia ostertagi
Lineage: Eukaryota; Metazoa; Nematoda; Chromadorea; Rhabditida; Trichostrongylidae
Source: the annotation of a GenBank genome assembly
AUGGAUUGCGUCGGUGCAUCGAGGAAGGUAUUUGAAUACAUGCAUCGGAAACCGGCUAUGGCUUUAGAUGGAACGGAAAGGCCUGUGUUGAGAGGGACUGUUCGAUUCGAAGACGUCUACUUUACCUAUCCUUCUCGUCCGAAUAACCCUGUCUUAAAGGUGGUUCUGAAUUUGACCAUUCCGGCUGGAUCAAUUGUGGCUCUAGUAGGCCCGAGCGGUGGCGGGAAAUCGUCGAUUGUGUCCCUACUGCAGCACAUGUACGAGCCAAACAGCGGAACGAUCACCAUUGACGACAUUCCUUUGAAGAAAAUCGAUCAUGAGUAUUUUCACGAGAACGUAGUUCUAGUGGCACAAGAACCAGUUUUGUACAAUGGAAGUAUCAGAGAUAAUAUUCUUUAUGGAUGCGACUGGGCGACGGAGGAAGAUAUGUUGGAGGCCGCUGAGAUGGCCAACGUGAACGGUUUCGUCAUGGAGUUGGAAAAGAAUUACGACACCAUGUGUGGAGAUCGAGGCGUACAAAUGUCGGGCGGUCAGAAGCAACGUAUAGCAAUUGCGCGUGCACUGGUACGGAAACCUUGCGUACUUGUCCUGGACGAAGCUACAAGUGCUCUCGAUGCCGAGUCAGAAGCUCAGGUCCAGGAGGCAAUCAAUCGAUGCUCUGGCAAACUCACCGUUUUGAUUGUCGCUCAUCGUCUUUCAACCGUCGAAAAAGCUGAUACAAUUGCUGUAAUCCAGGAAGGAAGUGUUGUGCAGAUCGGUACGCAUCAAAGUCUCAUGAAGACCCUGAAGGACUGUACUAUGCGUUAG